Molecule: messenger RNA, 1598 nt
Organism: Calliphora vicina (urban bluebottle blowfly)
Lineage: Eukaryota; Metazoa; Arthropoda; Insecta; Diptera; Calliphoridae
Exons: 6
Coding region: 126-1307 (393 amino acids)
Biological process (GO): glycine biosynthetic process; L-threonine catabolic process
Cellular component (GO): cytosol
Molecular function (GO): L-allo-threonine aldolase activity
Source: RefSeq, a predicted model, not a curated record
CAAACUCAUGUCGGCUGCACAAAAUACAAACAAUUUAAAAGAGCUGAAAACAGUAUUUGCUGGACAAGCUUGCUAAGCAGUCGUAAAUCUUUCGAGAGUAAACACUUCUAUUUGUUAUUGCAAACAUGUCACCGACACCAUCAUCAACACCAACGUCAGCUUAUUACACCGUUGACAUACGUUCGGAUACGGUGAGUUUACCCACUGCUGAAAUGCGUCAAGCCAUGUUUGAGGCGAAAGUCGGUGACGAUGUUUAUGGCGAAGACCCUACAAUUUUGGAGUUGGAAAAAAAGUCUGCUUUGCUGUUUGCGAAAGAGGCAGCACUUUUUGUGCCGAGUGGAACAAUGGCAAAUUUAUUGGCGAUAAUGGUUCAUUGUCAUCGUCGCGGUACCGAGGCCAUCGUUGGCGAUCUAUCCCAUACAUUCCUGUACGAGCAGGCUGGUGCAGCACAAAUUGCCGGUGUACAAUUAGCAACAAUUAAAAAUAAAACAGACGGUACAUUCUGUCUCCGCGAAAUGCAACAUAAAAUGAGACUUUACGAUGACUGCCAUGAACCCGUUACGACGCUGGUAAUUGUCGAAAAUACACACAACAUGUGCGGUGGCAAAGUGUUACCCCUCGAAUGGUUGAAUGAACUGGCUGGCAUUUGUAAAAAUACCGCAAAGACAAAUGGCAAAAAGAUUGCACUCCACAUGGAUGGUGCCAGGGUAUUUAAUGCUGCGGCACAUUUAAAAGUGCCUGUGUCACAAAUUACAAAGGAUUUCGAUUCGGUGUGCUUUUGUUUGAGCAAAGGUCUAUCGGCACCAGUCGGUUCAGUAUUGGUGGGCACGAAAGCGUUUAUUAGUGAAGCUCGUCAUCUGCGUAAAGUUUUAGGUGGUGGUAUGCGACAAUGUGGCAUUUUAGCUGCUGCCGGCUUAGUGGCACUUGAGACAAUAGUACCCCGCUUGACUGGGGAUCAUGAAAGAACAAAACGUAUUGCAGAAGCUUUACAUAAUCUACACAGUCCCAACUUUACUGUUGACCUGGAAAAUGUUCAUUCUAAUAUACUGUUGAUUCAUAUGGUUAAUCCAAAAAUAGCUGCCAGUGACUUUGCUAAACGCUUGGGUGAAGUAACAACACAAGAACUUCAAGAUGGUUUAACGACAACAACAGACGAUGGCAACAGGGCUAUUGUAUUGAAGGUCAGUGCCCGUGACUGGGCAUAUGCACGUAUUGUUUUAUAUCAUCAAAUUACGGACAAGGAUAUCGACUAUACGAUUAGAAAGUUUGAAUAUGUUAUUAAGGAGUUUGAUGGUUUAUUGUCGUAGUUGAAUUGUGUAAUUUACAAUACUAUUUGUAUGCAUAUCGUAUUAUUAGCUACAAUAUGAUAAUAACUCAACAUUUGCAAUCUUUCAGAUAAUGAAAUAUCUUAAUGACUUAAACAAAUAAAACUUUAUUUCUCUCAACUAUAUUUACUGAGUUAUAACGUUCUUGACGCAAAUGAGCCAUAUGUAUUCAUAUAUAUUUCUAUAAUUCUACAUGCAUUUAAACUGUAAAUAUGUUAAAAUUAUUUAGCUCAAUAAAUAAUAAAUUUGUUUUUAUUGUACAAAAUAGUAAAA